Messenger RNA from Penicillium waksmanii, 2142 nucleotides. RefSeq lists its product as uncharacterized. The transcript has 2 exons. Lineage: Eukaryota; Fungi; Ascomycota; Eurotiomycetes; Eurotiales; Aspergillaceae. The coding region runs from base 1 to 2142 and encodes 713 amino acids. The record is from RefSeq and is a predicted model, not a curated record.
AUGGUUGCGCUGAAGAAACUUUUCCAACAGUCAGAACCAAAUCGGGCGCGCCCAUCAAGUGGCCUUGGUCUGGGUGAUGCCAGAGCCGAUGAACGAUACUAUGCGGCGGCGCGAGAGCACCCGGAGUCUGGCCAUGUGUCGCACCAUUUUGACCAAAUCGACAAACAAUUUGAGGAUCUACAUCACCAUAUGGGAGAUGAGCGGCCGCAAUCUGCCCAGUCCGAGCUACCGCCUCCACUCCCAACGACAGUUGGAGUUCCGAGGUAUUCCAAUUCUCGACAUAUCGAUUUGAUGGAUGCUCUCUACACAGCCGAUCGAAAUCAGGCCACAAGUCCCAGUCCAGUUUCACCUCCCACUAGCCCCUACAAUGAAGAUGUCGCAGAACGGAACAUGACCAGGUUUUUGCGUAUCCAAUAUCGGAAAGGGUUUGCGAGCUCUCGGAUUUUAUCUGCUCUCUACCAGGAGGAUGUGGCGGACAGAAAUAUUGCGAAAUAUGGAGCUCAAUCUCGCUCAACAUCUGCAUUGAGCUCCCGCUCAUCUCCACCUGCGCCGGGUAGACGAGGGCGCGGUUUAAGUCCAAUGGGUUCGGAUGGCAAGAGACGUGACUCGCGAACCAUGAAUUUGAAGAAAGGCAGUUGGAUGUCAGAAGGGGAUCUUCGAACUCGAUCUUCUCCUGAUCGUGACUCCGGCUCAUCGCGUGCAUCGCAUGCCAGCACUUUAAUCCGCCUGCAAAGGUCUGCGCCCACAUUGUCCCCGGAGGAGACUGAUGCAGCAGAAGAAGAGAUUCCCGAUGCCGUCCAACGUUUGGGUGUACCUCCUGCUUACAAACAAGGCAAGAGAUGGAGCAAUACGCCUUUGCCUGAUAGUCCCACGCUGCCUUUUCCAAUCAGUGAUGGCCGCAACAGCAGUAGCGGCGCUAGCACCCCUCCAGCGCUACAAGCACCUACUCCAACAGCCCGCAAUUCGUCACUAAACUCCAGAUCACUCUCUCCGCCUCCUUCAUCGGGGUCUAGUUCAAAGAAGAAUGUUCGAGACCUGUCGAUCAAUACACAACUAGCCGCAAAAGGGCGUCAAAAGAUCUCACACCGUGCGAUCCAGCCUCCGACCCCUUCCAACUUUGAAAUGAAGCGAGCUCCUAGCAUUGCAGAAGUCAUGAAUAGCCCUCUACCGGAACCGACUCCUACUAGUCCGGGGCAAUCAUCCGAGUCCCCUCGAUUCAAGUUUUCCGAAAUGAUGGACUUUUUCAAGCAUGCGUAUACGUCUACUCAAGCCAUGAGCUCCCAUCCAACCUACGAAUCCCUCCAGGAUGCCAUUGUUCGCGAAAUCAAUUCCCACGAUGCGUUCAAAAGUGUCCCGGUCCCUAUUGCUGGCCCACCCUUCACACCUUCAGACCAGGACAAGUUUGUUCCUGGUCCCCGUAUGGACUUGAACCGCAGUGCUUCAGCCGGACAACUCUCCAAAAUAAUACGGAAAGGCUCUUUCAAGAAGCACAAGAGGGAUUCCGAAUCCCGUCAAAGUAUCUCAAGUGUCCAAUCCAAAGGCUUCCUCCGAACUGCACGUCGGAGACAUACCGAUGCCCCUCUACCGUCUCCAGAAUUGGUGGCCGAGCUUCAGCAAUCUCGGGGCACCGACCAACCUAGUGGUGAACAGUUGACCUAUAUGGAUAUUCUCCGCGCGAGCAGUGUCAAGUCCACCAAUUCCAGACAUGGAAUGCGCUCUGACUUUGCUGCCAAUAUCCCUUUCGAUCCUUCUACCGCUCCACGCUCUACUCCCGACUCCCGACCUAUCACCGCCGGCACAGUAUACUGCAUGCAGGCACACUCCGACUCCUCCAACUGCAGGGAGAACAGAAGCAGUGGCACUGGCUCCCAGGGGACCUACGAGGAAAGUGAUGAUGAGAUCAUUCACCUCCCUAGUGUGGGCACGCCACCCCCUCGCGUACAAAUCGAGGGUGUGGACGAGAACAAUGUCCGCUAUGUGAUUGACUCUGCCACGGCCAGCGACGCACACAAGCUGAUGAGCUGGCCCCAACGCGUGCGCCGCGCCAAUUCCCCCCAGCCCACCUCCUGCGAUAACAGCUUAUCCCCAUUUGCUCGUGCUCGGAUGCAGCUCCGGGGAACUCGCUCCGUCGAGACAUAUUAA